Messenger RNA from Protopterus annectens (West African lungfish), 821 nucleotides. RefSeq names its product myosin-IIIb-like. The record is from RefSeq and is a predicted model, not a curated record. NCBI's taxonomy places the organism in Eukaryota, Metazoa, Chordata, Ceratodontiformes, Protopteridae. Gene Ontology annotation, molecular function: protein kinase activity; ATP binding. Gene Ontology annotation, biological process: protein phosphorylation. Bases 108 to 821 code for a protein of 237 amino acids. The transcript is spliced from 7 exons.
AGCAAAGGUAAUUUUUUUUUAACUGGAAGAAUUCCUGAUAAACCACCUGUCUUAAUCUACACCAGCUGAGAACGUCAUUAUUUGGACUAUUUCCAUAUAAUUCUGGAAUGACUAGAUUUGAAAACUUAGCUGAUCCAACAGACACUUGGGAAAUCGUUGAGACCAUUGGAAAAGGCACAUAUGGCACAGUCUAUAAAGUUGCCAACAAGAAAGAUGGAAAUCAGGCGGCUGUCAAGGUCCUGGAUCCUGUCAAUGAUGUGGAUGAAGAAAUUGAAGCAGAAUACAAUAUCCUACAGUCUCUUCCAAAUCAUCCAAAUGUAAUAAAGUUUUAUGGCAUGUUCUACAAGGCAGACCAAGUAGCAGGAGGACAGCUGUGGCUAGUUCUUGAGCUGUGUAAUGGUGGUUCUGUUACAGACCUCGUGAAAGGACUGAUCAUGCGUGGCCAAAAGCUGGAUGAAGCUGUAAUUUCAUACAUCUUAUACGGUGCUCUCUCGGGCCUGCAGCAUUUGCACAAAAACAGAAUCAUUCAUCGUGAUGUCAAAGGAAACAAUAUUCUUCUGACAACAGGAGGAGGAGUCAAACUUGUUGACUUUGGGGUUUCAGCACAACUCACCAGCUCACGGUUACGUAGAAAUACUUCAGUGGGAACCCCAUUUUGGAUGGCACCUGAGGUCAUUGCAUGUGAGCAGCAGUAUGACUACUCCUACGAUGCUCGUUGUGACGUAUGGUCCCUGGGGAUCACUGCCAUCGAGCUGGGGGAUGGAGACCCACCUUUAGCUGACUUGCAUCCUGUGAAAGCUCUCUUCAAGAUUCCAAGGUAG